Recurvomyces mirabilis is the source of this 969-nucleotide messenger RNA. RefSeq lists its product as uncharacterized. Gene Ontology annotation, molecular function: hydrolase activity. Gene Ontology annotation, cellular component: extracellular region. Lineage: Eukaryota; Fungi; Ascomycota; Dothideomycetes; Mycosphaerellales; Teratosphaeriaceae. The transcript is spliced from 6 exons. Bases 1 to 969 code for a protein of 322 amino acids. The record is from RefSeq and is a predicted model, not a curated record.
AUGUAUAUCUAUGUGCCUGCCAAGCUCGCCGCCAAGCCACCGGUCAUUGUAGCCAUCCACUUCUGCACUGGCACUGCACAGGCGUACUACACUGGCAGCCCAUACGCACAGCUGGCUGAUCAGUAUGGCUUCAUUGUCAUCUACCCGGAGUCUCCAUACAGCGGCACUUGCUGGGACGUGUCGUCCAAGUCUGCUCUUACGCACAAUGGCGGAGGUGACUCCAACUCCAUCGCAAACAUGGUAACAUAUACCUUGUCCACGUAUAAUGGUGAUGCCAGCAAGGUCUUCGUGACUGGGAGUAGCUCUGGAGCUAUGAUGACUAAUGUCAUGGCGGCAACAUACCCGGAGCUAUUCGCGGCCGCUACUGCGUACAGCGGUGUUCCAGCUGGCUGCUUCGUCUCGUCUUCGAACCAGGUGGACGCUUGGAACUCGUCGUGCGCACAGGGACAAAUCAACGAUACACCACAACAAUGGGCCAACGUCGUCAAUAGCAUGUAUGCGGGCUACACCGGUGCUCGUCCACGUUUCCAGGUUUAUCACGGUAGCGUCGAUACUACUCUCUUACCCCCCAACUACAACGAGACUGUCAAGGAAUGGACUGGUGUCUUCGGCUACGACUCAACCAAGCCUGCAAAAACCAUCUCUAACUUUCCUGCCCGAGGCUACACUACAUACGAGUGGGGUGCUGAUUCGUCCAAUCCGCUUGGCAAAGUACAGGGUGUUUAUGCUCUUAAUGUCGGCCACACCGUGCCCAUCAAUGGCACUCAGGACAUGAUGUGGUUUCAGCUCGGUCCUUACGCCACUGCUUCAUCUCCUACUACCAGCACUACGACCACCGCGACCUCCGCUUCCGCAUCUACAUCUGCAUCUACGCCACCACCCUCGUCCAAGACUACCAGCACCACUACAACACAGCCAACUGGUUCAUAUGCGGUGGCCAAGGUUGGCAAGGACCGACUUGCUGCGUGA